Carcharodon carcharias (great white shark) is the source of this 4244-nucleotide messenger RNA. RefSeq names its product polycomb group ring finger 5b (gene pcgf5b). Gene Ontology annotation, cellular component: PRC1 complex. The transcript is spliced from 10 exons. NCBI's taxonomy places the organism in Eukaryota, Metazoa, Chordata, Chondrichthyes, Lamniformes, Lamnidae. Gene Ontology annotation, biological process: regulation of transcription by RNA polymerase II. Bases 559 to 1476 code for a protein of 305 amino acids. The record is from RefSeq and is a predicted model, not a curated record.
GUCCAAUCAGCGCGGCCUGGCUGUGGAAUGCCCGGGCGAUGCGUAAACAAGCGCAGAACUAAAACUCCUCCGCCCUCCCUCGGAGUAUUUCCGUGAUUUCACUCCUGCCUCUUACAGUGUAGCAAGUGCUGAGUGCCAUUCACCCACUGACAAACUUGGCCCCUUCUCCCUCUCUCUCCUUCCCGGGGUGUUUAUUCAUUCCUUGAUGAUUUGAGGGCAUCAUCCGGCCGUGAUCCCCACCACCACAAAAAAAAUGUUUUUUUUUCAAAAAAAAACUCUAGCCCUCUUGUAAUCACUAUGGCCUCUUGAGAAAAAAAAUAAGGUUUGGGACACUUUGUACAAUACAGAAGAAGAGAAAAGCAUAACCUUGAUCCUUGACUAAAGGACAAUGUGCUCCUGGAGAAGUUGAUUUGCUUCAAAUUUAUUUCAACAAAUUUCUCAGACAGAUGCCUGGAGAAGUGCAGCUGUGCCGUGCAGCACAGCAAGUUCUUUAAGCAUAGAGCUACCUGUCAACUCUGGCCUGAUUUUCCUGUUCUUUUACUGUUACCUUGUCCAACAAUGGCUACACAAAGGAAAUACCUAGUGAGAGAAUUUAAUGCCUUCAUCACUUGUUACAUCUGCAAGGGCUAUCUUAUCAAGCCAACUACAGUGACUGAGUGUCUACACACUUUUUGCAAAAGUUGUAUUGUUCAACAUUUUGAAGACACAAAUGACUGUCCAAAAUGUGGAAUUCAAGUUCAUGAAACUAAUCCAUUGGAAAUGUUAAGGUUGGACAAUACACUAGAAGAAAUUAUAUUUAAGCUGGUGCCUGGUCUUAAAGAAAUGGAAAAACGGCAAGAAGAAGAAUUCUGGAAAAAAAAUAAACCACAAGAGAAUGGAGAAGAUAAUGAAGGCCCCAAAGUCAAGAAAGCUAAAGUAGAAGAAGAAGAGGACCAAGAAGAUCAAGAUUAUCACAGAAGUGAUCCACAGAUUGCCAUUUGUCUAGACUGCCUCCGCAACAAUGGGCAAUCAGGGGAUAAUACUGUAAAGGGCUUAAUGAAGAAAUUUAUCCGCUGCUCAACAAGAGUCACAGUGGGAACUAUAAAGAAGUUUCUGAGUUUGAAAUUAAAACUUCCUAGCACUUGUGAGCUCGAUGUUCUAUGCAAUGGGGAAAUUAUGGGGAAGGAUCAUACCAUGGAAUUCAUAUAUAUGACUAGAUGGAGACUCAGAGCUGAAAAUGAUCCCUGCCUAGAGGUCUUUGGAAGCACUCUGGAGCAGGCUGCAGGGACAAGUAAGGAGCCUGCAGCUGCUAGUGAGAACAUGGUGGGGAGAUCUGAUCUCCUUCAGCAACUAAACCAGAUGCAAUCUCUGAUUUCAAGUCUUAUCCAAUGGUACUACAGUAUCGGCCAAGGAUUGACUUUGGUUAGACCAGAGCAGCUGUUAUCCACUAUGGUGGAUACUGCACUAAAGUUUACCCAUCGACAGUUUGCACAAUGAAUGGAUAUAUUGGACAAUGGACAGAAUCAGAUUUUUCAGAACAGAAACAAAAUUUGUAUCUGUCUACCAUUUUUCAGAUGCAUUUAUUUUUCCCAAGAACAAGCCCAAUGCUAUUCUGCUACUGGAGCCAUGAAACGUUUGUGUCGAUCUGUGUGAUAUUUGUGUUGAAUACUGCAAAUAAUCACCCACUAUAGCCUGUGAGUUGAGAGUCAGUGUUCACUGCCCAUGUGUCUAUAAGCCUACGUCCUGAAGUUAUACAUGUGCUUGUGCUAAUGCUAAAACAUAGCAAAAUGGCAAAACUUGUUCUACGUCUUUGAAUAAAUUUAUGUUCCGGCUAACAUAUGUAUUGACUUUCUUUGUUUAUGGUAAGUUAAUUAACCCUAAAGAUUACAGUUUGAAGUUGUAAAAUGUUUUUGUUAUAUACCACUGUUGUAAUCAUAAGGAAGUAGGUGCAUUUUGUGGAGAGGGAAACCCUUUCAAAAUUAUCUCUGUUAUGAACAUUGAUGGACCAUUUUUCUAGCUGUCCUUUAGCUAGUAAGCUAUUUUAUAGCAGUAGCUUGAAGUAAAAAAAAAGUCAGCAAAAAGUGUUCUGUAAAUGUCACACAAAAGGAACAGGCAGUAACCUAUCAAGAGAUGCUUCAUUCCCAAUAUGGAGGUACAUUGUAGCCUGAUUCUUUCAAGCAAAUUAGCCCAUUAAAAAUUAUUAGACUUCAAGAUCAAGUUCUACAUUGAAAAAAAUGUACACCAAUUAAGAUUUUGGAAUCAGAAGCAUGUUUCCGUAACCAGUCAAAUUUCAAAAUGACCUCUACUCAGUGAUUAUUUAGUUGAAUUUGUGAGUGAUAUCUAAUCCAUUUAUGAGAGUCUCACUGGUGAAUUUUGAAAUCACUGGGACCUCCUGCUAUUUAUCACGUCAAGUUAAUUACUAAAAUCAGGCAUUGAUUGACAAUGAAAGAUUGCUUGAACCAGCUCUCUUCCUUCAUUGUUGCUAAACUAAAAUACAAUCAACAUUAAUGAAAACAGCUUUUUUAGAUUAUCUUGCCCUGCACUCUUCACCUCCUUGACAAUCAAAUGUCAUAUUUACUUUGGAAUAUAAGGUUAAACAAUAUUAAACAAUAAUUUGCAUUAUCCUUAAGUAAUUCAUGUCCAACAUUGUUUUCGAGAACCUUAGUACAUUUUAGUGUGAGCUCUAUGGGCUAAGCUUCACUGACUGAAUGUGAAUUGAACAUCAGUGAUGCAACUUAUGAAAAUGUACACUUAUAUUGCUAAACAAACAACAAAAUAGUGAUUUUUGUAGUCAACCUUCUAAGCUGGUGGGACCUGUAACACUGGUGAUUUACCUCCCAGACACUCCUAAAAAUUGUAGCUACUGAUUAUCAUUCUUGCUUCAGUCAAUGAGUAUAUAGGUUGAGUUGUCUGAUAGUUAGGACAGAAUCCGCCUGAAUUUGUGUUCAGCCUUUGGAGUCUAUUGUUUACACCAGUGCAUGUUUUUUAUUUAUUAUUUCAAUUGUAUACUCUAUUGGACAAUACAAAACUUCCGAAAACCUACUAUGGCAUUUUAUCAUUGAUUACAAUGGUGAAGACACUGAAAAUUAUGGGGGUUUGUUUGCUAUUGAUUUCUAAUGUUCAAGUAUAAAGAGGAUUUAGUUGAUCUGAAAACCUGAGGAAUAACUGUUGGCCAAGCUGGUGGACAAACACUGAAACACAUUCAUACAACAUUCUUUUGACUGCUAUUUUAAUGGUUAACCAAUUUAAAAUAAGUGGAACAAUAUCUGUGUAAAAAUAACUGAUAAGUAAUGUCAUAUAAAUGUGUUCAGCAUUCACCUACUUUCAACAACAGUAAGUUAUUGGCUAAAAUAUUUUUUAGUAAUCCAUAAUUAGAAGGACACAACCAAGCAUCUAUCAGCCAUGUACUGUAGUCAACAUGGCAUCUCUCCAUUGUGUUAACAUGUUACAUUAGUUUUUGAAUGCUUUGAACAAUGUUAAUUCCUAAGGGUUUGUAACCUGUUAAAAACAUUGUAAUAUCAUCAAGCCAGUGCAGUUGAGUGUCAUUUUAAUAGUAUUACAUUCUUUUAUACCCCUUAAAAUAAAAAUUCCUGAACUUCCUAGAUAUUUUUGCAAUGCACCCUAUGCUGAAAAACUCCAUUUAAAAAGAAUUGUUGUGAUUGUAAAGUGAGUCCAAGAAUCAUUUAAUUUUAAAUGAACAAUUAACUUGAAGAUCAUUACAAAUGAGUAAAUCCUGCUAUUAAAAUGUAAAUAUUUUUGUAAACAAAACCAAUUGUAAAUGUUUGCAAUACUGAUGUUAAUAGUAUUUUAUGUUUUGCAAAAAACUGUUUAGAGAAGCAGUUCUAUUUUUUAAUAUGUAUUUGCUGCAGACAUGCAUUCCUCUUUAACCAUGUUUGGGUUUUAGUGAAUGUUCUGUACAUUUGCAAUCACACUGGGAUGAGAAAUGAAUACUGUGUCUGAAAAUUGUAUCAAUUGAAGCACAAUUCACCCACUGUCUUGUCGUGAUUUGCUAAUUUAAAGAAGCAAUAAAAUGUACCAGUUAUGAAAAUGCUGUUGUAAAGGCAUAAGCCACCGUCCUGUCAGUGAACUAUGUGGAUCUGGACUAUUGUCCAUUGUCAUUAAAUCAAUGAGUUAAAAAUAUAUAUUUUUUAAUUUUUCCUGUGCACUUUUGAGCAUUUGACUGCAAAACACGUUAUCUUGACUUUUGUGAGGUCAUUAAUGAGGCCACCCUUUGGAAUAUUAAAAAAACAAUUUUGCACACCGUA